Molecule: messenger RNA, 1379 nt
Organism: Neurospora hispaniola
Lineage: Eukaryota; Fungi; Ascomycota; Sordariomycetes; Sordariales; Sordariaceae
Exons: 3
Coding region: 408-1343 (311 amino acids)
Source: RefSeq, a predicted model, not a curated record
AUGGCUCGAAUCUAGACAUCUUGUUUGUGGCCUUCAUCAACGACAAGUCCGACCUUUGCAAGUUGGGUGUCCGACAAGCACCAUUACGGUCCAGGAGCCCGGAAGAACUGAGAAUUGGGAGUGUGGGGGGCCGAGAGACACCGAGGACCGCAACACAAACCGGUAGCAACGAACACGCAUCUCAAAGGAACAACACGAUAGUUUUCCUGCGCCGCUAUUUCCCUCUUCCAAACUUCAAGCUGGACGAGCCAUAAAGACCAUCGAAACCGUCACCCUCAGUUUCGAAGGAUCCACUGAUUCGGUCACCUUAUCGGCUCGUCUGGACGCUCGAGAUGCUCAAUUCAAAACCUUGAGCAAAAAAACACCAGACAGCUGCGCCGCCCAGCCCAUCCAAAGCCAACGGCUUAAUGCCGCGGGAUGCCCCCCUGCGGCACCCGCCGCCCGCCUAUGUCUUCGACCAACCAACCAACCCUGUCAUCGAGUCCUGGCUAGACACCCUUCCUCCCUUAACCAAGGAGCCCUGUCGCCGGGACAUCAAACAAUGGCGCCGCGCGCGAGGCGUUGGAUUAUCAGUCCAUAGGACCUGGUUCAUCUUCUCCAUUAUCAUUCGAGCCAUCUCGACGGUUGUUGCCAUCAUCACGUGGAGUCUGAACGUGACGGUGUUUGUCGAAAGUCGGCCGUACUGGGGUGGAGUGCCGGGGAGGAUGAUUGCUGUGCUUGUGGUGGCACCCGUUAUCAUCACUUGGAACACCGCAGAGUUCAUUGCAAUUUGUAUUCGCAAAUCGAGCGGGAUACCAGCCGUGUAUCAUGUCGGGGCUGAUGGGAUCUUGUUUGUGGGCGUCGCGAUAACCACGGGAAUUGUACUGGUCGAUUUGAUCAUUGGAACCGCGUCAUUUGGGCCGGCGUAUGAUGAGCCGUUGGCAAAGGGCAUUGUGGAGGUUGCGAUGCUGCUUUUACUAAUGCUCCUCCACUCCUUCCUCUUCUUCAACUACUUUUGCCACAAGCUGGAUCGACGCGACCCUAGACCACGCGUAAAGAGGACGGGCCUACCGUUGGGAGAACCAGAAGCUGCGACACUUGAGGAGGGACAGCCUACAACACAAUUGGAACCGCCGUUUCGCUACAAGCCUUACGAAUAUUACGCCAAGCAGGAAAUGGAGAUCGCGAGUGUCGGACAAAGGCCGGACGAAGGAUUUGUGAUCGACAAGGGUACAGAAGACAUGGAACCGACUGCCGCGGGGAGUGCGACACUAGCAGCGGGACAGUCAGAGGGCCAGAUAUGGUACAAGAUACCGGUACUACGAUCGAUAUUUUCUCGGCAAAGGCCCGAAACAUUGGAUUGAGGCGAGAUAUUAGCUACAUAUCUAGGGAUGAGGAGG